Messenger RNA from Cylindrotheca closterium, 1146 nucleotides. Lineage: Eukaryota; Bacillariophyta; Bacillariophyceae; Bacillariales; Bacillariaceae. The record is from the annotation of a GenBank genome assembly.
AUGGAAGUAGUUUCAGCUCUCAGUCAAGAUUGCUGCGUUCAAGGCUUAUCACAUGACUUUGUGAUGAAGAAUCGAGAGGUGACCAUUAAGACUGUCGACUGGAAGGAUGGAGAAGGAGUGAUGCUUCCAUUGCAGUUAUAUCACACCACAGGUCCAUCUAUCUCACCGUUUAAGACUCAAACAGAUGAGUUGAAUAAGACCUUUUCCGAAAUAGAAUGCCUGUCGUUGGAAGAUGUGCGAAAGAAUCCAGCAGAUUUCUUUCUUUCCUAUUCGUCGCGGACGCAGAUGGAGGAACACGAUACACUUUCUGCUAGACAAAAGCUUCAACUGCUGCAAAAAAUUAAAGCUGAGCAAAAAGCUAGACAACCAGUGCCGCUAUCGGCUUUGCGGAUACUCUACUGUGACGCUGAUAUUUGUGUUGUGGACAAACCGAGUGGAGUCCUGUCGGUCCCUGGACAUCGUCGCAACCCAUCCUUGGCAAAUCUGGUCUAUGAUGCACUCCAACCAGAUAUCGAUUUGGAUCAGAUGGUGGUGCAUCGUUUGGAUAUGGCAACGAGUGGGAUACUCGUGUAUGCCUUAUCGCUUCCAGCCUUGUCCAAGUUGCACUCAGACUUUAAGAAUCGUCGAGUCCAAAAGACCUACCAAGCGCUGGUUCACGGACAUGAUACCAUUAAGCAACCCGAAGGGGAAAUUGAUGUGGAUCUAGAACGGGAUAUUAACAAUCCUCCAUUCAUGAGGGUGGCCCAGCCCAAACCAGACAGCAUUGGCGAAUUGGAUGCAGAAACCAGCAAUGGAGACGAGGAGACUGCCAAAGAUGGAGCCAAUGAAACUGCAAAGCGAAACCACAAACUCUUUCGAGUGGCGCCCAAAGAAAGUCUCACGACCUGGAGCUUGGCGGGCUUUGAAUACUUAGAUGGGAAUAAGCCUGUCACCCGUCUGAACCUAAGACCCUGGACUGGACGGACUCACCAACUUCGAGUCCAUUGUGCCCAAGCAUUGGGGACACCCAUUGUAGGCGAUGAAAUUUAUGGAAUGGAGGAAGACUCGGGUGAAUGUUCGAAACUUUGCCUACACGCCAAGAAGCUCUGCAUAUAUCAUCCCAUUUCGAAUGCACCGAUGGUAUUUGAAACUGACACUCCAUUUUGA